Messenger RNA from Petromyzon marinus (sea lamprey), 2585 nucleotides. Its product is annotated as peptidyl-prolyl cis-trans isomerase 6-like. The record is from RefSeq and is a predicted model, not a curated record. Lineage: Eukaryota; Metazoa; Chordata; Hyperoartia; Petromyzontiformes; Petromyzontidae. Gene Ontology annotation, biological process: protein folding; protein peptidyl-prolyl isomerization. Gene Ontology annotation, cellular component: cytoplasm. Gene Ontology annotation, molecular function: peptidyl-prolyl cis-trans isomerase activity; cyclosporin A binding.
UUUCCUGGUCUCAGGUUCUGGAUUCCCUUCAGUACUUCCUCAACAGAUGGCACCUCAGCCGUCCACUCGCAGCGGGUGAUUUCUUCUUCCAAUAUUUGUGGCACCGCAGACUCAGCAGGGCCAUCGAAGUUGGCCCUCUCCCCCCCAUGGCACUGCCCACCAAAGCGUUGCCGUCCGGCAUCAACGAGGAGGUAGGGGUGGUUUUUGCCGGCAAAUACGCUUUCACACGCAACAUCCACACACGUCGGCUGGCGAAUCUAAAAAAUAAAAAAAAAUUAACGGCGCAAAAAACAAACAAACGAUGCUUCAGUGGUCUGAUUACGCAAAAACCUACGGAAAUAAAACUGCUGAGAGGUGGAUGUGGGGUGGGGUGUGUGAGAGACAGCGCGCGGCGCGUGUGUCAAAUGCGCGCCACUCACAUCACACCGCAGACCCGAGAGUGAGGAUGGGGGAUGAAACAACACCGAGGGAAGAGUGGGACGAAGCAACCAUCGGUGCGCUGGGACAAGAAUGGGCUCGCUGAACGCCUUCCAGAUCGCGCUGCUGUGCGUGCUCCUCGCCCACAAGACGGUGGAGGCGCAGGGCGGCCUGCGCACCGUGACCGCGCGGGUCUUCCUGGACGUGUCCGUGGGCGGGGAGCCGGCGGGCCGUGUGGUUCUGGGCCUCUACGGUCACACCGUGCCCCGUACGGUCGAGAACUUCGUGGCGCUCGCCGAUCCGACUCGUGGGCCCCGGCGUGGCUACAAAGGCUCGCGGCUCCACCGCAUCAUCAAGGGCUUUGCCAUCCAGGGCGGCGACUUCGAAAACGGCGACGGCUCGGCGGGUUUCAGCAUCUACGGGAAACACUUUGACGACGAAAACUUCCGAGUGAAGCAUUCGCCGUUCUGCAUCGGCAUGGCCAACAGCGGAGAGAACAGCAACGGCAGCCAGUUCUACAUCACGACGGCGCCCACCGCGUGGCUCAAUUAUCGUCACGUGGUGUUCGGCCGCGUGCUCACGGGCAGGCACGUGGUGCGCGUCAUCGAGGCAGUCCCCACGGAUGAGAACGACGUCCCUGUCAAGGAGGUGGUCAUCGUCAACUGCGGAAUCGAGGAAUCCACUGCGGAGGAUCCGGAGACGGAGGGAGCUCAAGACCUUUGAUUCCAGCAGCGGUCCGCCCCGGUUGCCCGGCUAGAGUUGCCACUCGUCCCGGGGGAGGAGGACGCUGAACUCGAACCAAAAAAACACGCUACCGCUAAUGGCUAUGUAGGGCAAGGGGGUUGGGGGGGGUAUUAAAAUGUAAACACGGAACGGUGCGCGAGUGUGCGCGUGCGUGCGUGCGAUGGCAUCUCCACACGGCCAUAGGCGCGUUUAAACAAUCAUCGGGCGCGUGCAGCGUGCAGCGCGAGUUAAUUUGUAUUUGAGUGGGGAGGGCUUGAGGACCGGAGUUGUUUGGGAAACGCUGCGUUAUGUUGUAGCGGACAAGUCUGGUCCCUCUCUCUCCCUCUCUCGUCGACAAAGACAAAGAUCCCCCGUGUAGCCUGCAACGGAAUGUCGGGGCAAGUGCUGUUAGGGAGUAGUAGCGCCUAUGAAGGACGGCAAUGUGGCACACGAGUGAGUGGGUGGCCAGCACCACUCCCGGCCGCCUUUGUCUCCCGAGUGGCGAUGUUUACUGCACACCACCAUGUACUAAUCUGAGGAUCGUCCAUCGGCAGUCUAUUAUCACAAUACAGUCGAGUAUUAAUUAAUAUUCAUCCUCUGUCCCGUGUUUAACAACAACAAAAAACACGCUCAGAUCCUGCUAUUAAUUGCAAUAUCGUCUGGAUUUAAGAAGAAGAAUAAAAAAAACAGCUGUAAUAUACUCUUUGGUUCUUUCGGUAAAGUGACGUGGGUAUAAAAUAAAAUAAAUUAAAUCACGACGUUUCGGGCGCAACACAAGCGUCCGUCAUCAGGUGGGACAACCACAGCAAAAAACAACUGCUCACCCACUUCAACUGCUCACCCACUUUCAGCAAUUGCGUUCUUGCCGUGGUUGUCCCACCUGAUGACGGACGCUUGUGUUGAGCCCGAAACGUCGUGAUUUUAUUUAUUUUAUUUUAUUUUCUACCUCCGUGACUUUACCGAAAGAACCAAAGAGUAUGGAUCCCUGCAGUCACGAAAACUUCCAAUCUAGAUGCAGCUGUAAUAUGUGAAAUGCUAAUGCCACGAAGGCGAACGCUAAGGAAUGUGUGCCGCGUGCCUGAGUGAUGCUAAUGGCUUUGCCAGCCCUUUGGCUCUGAACAAAAAAAAAAGGCGAAUAAAUAACGGGACGAAAAUACGCAAGAGGUCGUUUAUUGCCGGAGGCGUAAAAAAACGCGCUUCAAAUAUUUCCCUAUUCAUCCGGAUUGUGGAACGCUCCGCAAAAUCGUAAGUCACGACCCAAAAUGCGUGGCCCGAUGUCAAUAAAGGAAUACGUCAAUCGGGGCGUCGGUGAAUCACAAAGACAACGACACCCCGUCUCGCCUGUGUCACACUGCUGGGGCAAGUGCCGUUCACGAGCACUUAUGAAGGCCGGCGCGGCACACGAGGCCGCCUUUGUCUCCCCAGUGGCGACGAUUUUUACACAC